AUGGCUGCCGGUUCUCCCUUCAACUGGCUCUGGUCCCCCUCUGGCAUGACGGUAGGCGUAGCCGCCAUUGCCGCGCUUGCGACUCUGCUGGCUUUCAUCGCCAGCUGCGUGCGAGCCUACCGUCGUCUAGCUCACGUCCCCGGACCCAAGUGGAUGGGCGUCACGAAUCUCAUCAUGGCCAGGAAAAUGUACGGAGGCAAUAUGCACUAUGACCUGCUCGAGCUCAAGAACAAGUACGGCCCCAUUGUCCGUACCGGACCCAACAUGGUAAUUGUGAGCGACCCAAACGUCAUCCGCAUGAUGUCCGCCGCUCGAAGUGAAUACGCUCGCGGGCCGUACUACAAGGCGGUCCGCAUCAACCCGCACGUCGACAACAUAUUCUCGAUGACGGACGACAGGCUGCACAAAAUGCUCAAGAGCAAGAUGGGUCCCGGGUACUCUGGACGAGAAAUGGGCGGAUUCGAGCCCGGCAUCGACAAGCACGUGUCCUCGUUUGUCGACCUCAUUGAGCGCAAGUACAUCUCGACGCCCGGCGAGUACCGGCCCAUGGACCUCGCCAUCAAGUGCAACUACUUCGCCCUCGAUGUCAUCAGUGAGCUCGGCUUCGGCGCUGCCUUUGGCUUCCUGAAGGAGGACCGCGACCUGUAUCAGUACAACGAAAUCACGCGCCAGUUCUUCCCUUUUGUCAUGUUCAUGAGCAACGUCCCUUUUCUGCUGUCUAUGCUUGGCAGAUGGCCACUCAGUUCCAUGGGACCGACGGCCGGGGACGCAGCCGGAUUCGGACGACUGAUGCAAUUCGCGGCCAGUUUUGUUGACAGCAGGCUAACCCCCGGAUCGAAACCAGGCAGCGACAUGAUCCAGGCUUUUAUCGACAGCGGCCUGACCCGUGACGAGCUUAUGCAAGAAGUAUUUGUUGAAACGGUUGCCGGUUCCGACACGACAGCUACGGCAGUGCGAUCGACGAUGCUAUGUCUGCUGGGCAACCCGGUGGCUCUUGCAAGGCUUCGCAAGGAAAUCGAUGAGGGCAUCGCAACGGGCACCAUUUCGUCGCCCAUCAAAGACAAUGAGGCGCGUCAGAUGCCGUACCUACAGGCCGUCAUCCGCGAGGGCAUCCGCAUGUUCCCGCCGGCAACAGGGGUUCUUUCCAAGGAGGUGCCCGCCGGCGGCGACAACAUCCUGGGAUACGACAUGCCGGCGGGCGUGCAAGUUGGGCACAACAUCUGCGGCUUACUGCGCAUGCCGGAGCUAUUCGGGGCCGAUGCCGAGGUUUUCCGACCCGAGCGCUGGCUCGAGGCCGAGGGUGAGCCGGAGAGGCUCAAGGAGAUGAUUGGAGGGGUCGAGUUGGUGUUUGGGUAUGGAAAGUUCCAGUGCCUGGGCAGGACGAUUGCACAGAUGGAGUUGAACAAGAUUUUUGUCGAGCUGCUACGGCGGUUCGACUUCCACAUCGUCCACGUCGACAGGCCGAUGCGCCUGCUCAGCGCCGCGAUGUUGAUCAUGGAUGACUUUUGGGUUCGGGUCUCGCAGCGUGCCGAUUCAUUAUUAUGCUGA
Molecule: messenger RNA, 1548 nt
Organism: Hirsutella rhossiliensis
Lineage: Eukaryota; Fungi; Ascomycota; Sordariomycetes; Hypocreales; Ophiocordycipitaceae
Product: cytochrome p450 domain-containing protein
Exons: 6
Coding region: 1-1548 (515 amino acids)
Molecular function (GO): monooxygenase activity; iron ion binding; heme binding
Source: RefSeq, a predicted model, not a curated record